GGCCCACAUGUGGUAUCAGCGAUAACAACCACUUGAUAGAACUCACCAUGUGACCAGAUCUGUGUGAUAGGUCUGAGCGAUGUAUAUGACCCGUGGCCAGCGAUCCUCGUCUCACUCCGCCAUCCAGCCGUCCUCAGUCAGACAUCCAGCAAGCCAACAACAUGUUGAACGUCCUAGCAUUGACCCUGCUCGGUGCCGCCCUCGUCUACGGGCAGAUCCCUCACCACUGCUUCUCUCCCCCACAACUCACGGUAAGAUGCUGUCUUCAGUCAGAAUGUUAUUACACACAGGCAUACGUUAGAUAGACUUAUAUUAUGAUGCUUUCUAUGUCAUUUUUUAUAAAUAGUAAUGCAUGAUAUGUGAAAGAUUGGACAGAAAGAAGUCAUGUGAGUGCGCUCCUUUGAAGCGAUUACGCCUAAAUUGCGGAAAACAAGCGCUAUAAAAGUAUUCAUUCAUAAUCAACUUAGAGACUGUCUCUCUCUCCCUCUCUCUCUUUUGCUCUAAAAUUAGACACAUACAUGAUAUAUUAUUUGCCCUUGAUGUGACGGAGCUAGCGUCUCUCGGUGUUUCGUUUUUUUCCGGGAAAACGGGAGUAAAGUUUACCUCAUCCCGGGAAAAAAAUUAAUUGAAUCAAAAAUAUAUUUUAAACUGAAUUAAACAGUAAAAGAGUUUUUUUAUAGUUGUAUUUGUUAUUGCCUAUUAAUGAAUUUUUAAAAAAAAUGUUAAGGUUAGUUGAGAGGUUGGUCACUUCGUAGCCUACUACCAUGGGCGCCCGCAGGUAGGGGCAAGGGGGGCACUUUCCCCCCCCUCCCCCCUGGAUUGAUUGGAUACAAUUUUUUUAGACAAAAAUAGACAAAAAAUGUAUUAAAGUAAAGAGAAAAUAAAGAGAAAGUACUAAGCUGAUGUCCUGUCCGUUCGUUCACCAUACAAAUACGCUACAGUAAAUUAAAACUACAUUAAAAAAUUACUAAAAAAAUUUUGCUCCCCCCCCUGGAAAGUUAAUCGAUUUUUUUACCCCCCCCCCCGAAAGUUUUCUGCGGGCGCCCAUGCCUACUACUACUAUAGUUGUUUUAUUUCCCACUGCUUAUCUCUAGUAAUGUAUAACUAGCUAAUAAUAUGUUUGUUAAGCAAAAGUUGGAUAUAACCAGCUGUAGUUUUUUUUAGGAGUUGAUUAAUUUGUUACCCGAUUCAGGGCGAUAUACAGAAUAUACUUGAAUUAUGUUGGAUUCAAUCACGUCCAUCUGGUCAGUAGUCGUAAACUGCUUACUUAUAGCCAAAGCAUGGACGUGGCUUACUUCUAUGCACUCUUUAAUUUCAAACCGUCAAAAAAAAAAAACGGCAAUACAAAAUAUUCUAAAGCUCUGAGAAAAUGGACCAGUUCGUACGCUCAUUAGCCUAUUUCCUAAAUUGUUGGCAUGCUUGAAUACUUUGCUCUAAUGACUGCAAUGUCAUCUGAACUUUUCCAAUAAAGUUUAGUUCAAGUUAUAUGAAAACAUUGGUGAUAGAAUUUCCAGUUCAUCUUUUUUAAAGACACGUUUUUCUGUUCCACCAGUUGUUUUAAUUUAUUCCCUUGUAUUUCCAAGUCUACUAUGACACACUUGUGGAAGGCUGAAUUAAUUAUUAUAUUGUAACAUAAACCCGAGAUGAUCCAAAUAUAAUCGGUUAUUGCUGUUCGUAGACCGACUCCAUUACAUCACAUUGCAGCACAUCAAUUUGUACUUACUGAUAGCGCCGUCUCCCCUCCCCCCCCCGCCUCCUUUAUAAUUUCCAUCGUUUCGGCACUAUGUGACAUGGGGAUCAACAGUAUUUGUAUAAACAUCCUUUGUAUCCCAUAGUUCCGUGCCCACCAGUACAACCAUGAGUUCACAACAUUCCGCCGUUUUGAUGCUGAGUACGAUGCCAUGGGAGAGAAGAUCGCCUUUGAUGAAGUAGAAGAGUCAGGCCCCACCCCCGGCAGACAGUAAGUAACCUUUAAUCUCGUAUUAUUAUUAUAUCAGUAGGAACAACUGAUAGCUAGAGGGUGUGAGCUGAUGCUCUGCUCAAUCCAUGUUGCACUUUUAUAACAUAUCUCUUUUUCAAAAAAACACAGCACAGUUUCAUGUAAGUGUUUUAUAGGUAAGAUGUGUUAAAACUGAGCAAUUAAAUGAGUUUGAGCAAAUGAUAAACUGAGAUCCAUGGUGAGACGCGUGUGUGAGAUACAUCGUGGGACAUACUAUGUUGGAGAUCCGCCACCAAAGCCAACAUCCCAAAACACCCUGGGUGGAUGGGACUCGUUAGCCUUGGACGGAAACUCAUCUCAUAGGAGGCAAACUGUGAAUUCGAAGCAGGAGUCAAAAUGAUCNAUAUAUAUAUAUAUAUAUAUAUAUAUAUAUAUAUAUAUAUAUAUAUUUUAUAUAUAUAUAUAUAAUAUAUAUAUAUAUAUAUAUUUAUAUAAAUAUAUAUAUAAAACCAAGUCAGUUAGCGGGUAAGACACGACAAACACAAACCUCUUACCCGACUUCAAAGUCUCAUUAUGCCUAUCACUCAUUAUGUCAUCUAUGUAACUUAAGGUACCUCUUUUGAUCAAUUAUCAUCAUGGAAAGACAGAAUCAAGACGAACACACACACGCACACACAUGUAACAGUCUAAGAUUCUUUUUGUUUUCUUUCUACAAGUUAGCGUUGAUUUAACUACCGACUACUGAUGUCGUAGUACCACCAUUUGAUCAUCCCCUUCAUGAACCAUAAUCAUGUAUACAAUAAUAAAGUUAUCCCCCCCCCCUUUCUCUGUCUCCAGGUACUACCGCAUCAUCAUCCUGCACAGGGAGAACAUUGCCUACGAGUACAACCGUCAGACCAAAGUGUGCAAGCGAGGAGAUGCUGGCCCAUUCUUCCCAUUCUCUGUGCCAGAAAAUGCCACAUUUGAAGCCGAGUACUACGUUGGUGGUCCAGGGGAGGAACUAGAGGCUGUCGAGUGGUCCGACAGAAGUGCCACACGCAGUAAGUACAUACCAUACGGUACAGUGUUUUAACUCUUAAGGGCCCCAAUUCGGGCAGGGUCGUGAGAGCUCUAAUGCCCGCGUAGUCAUUACCAACAUAUCAUAAUCAGCUGUAGUUCAAAAGAUCGUUCUGAAUUUGUUAGGCAAGAGAAAUAUCAAGGAUUGUUGGGGUUCAGCCAACUGUGAACGGUCGAGGACAACACUGUAAAAUAAAUGACAUGUGUUCAUGUAUCAGAAAGUACUUAACACUAAUUACUAGCUUAAUAAUAACAUAAUAAUAAUAAAGUUUUUUUUUUUGUUUUUUUUUUUUAAAUCCACGCUUCAUCCCAGAAGGCUCGAAGCGCUGCACAAAGUCAACCAUAUUAAAAGAGAAAUGAAACAAUCUAUAUUUUACCACAUUGAAACACGAAACGCAACACUUCAAAAACUACAAACGAGCAUACCCAAUCAAAGUCUGUCAUCCCAUUCAACUAUAAAUAACGCAAGCCAAUAGGUGAUAAUAGCUAGCUGGAAAAGGAUGAAAAACGCUGUAGACCCUCUGUUGCGGGACGAACAAGCCGGCUUUCGCACCAACAGAUCCUGCACGGACCAGAUAGCGACACUGCGCAUCAUUCUAGAGCAGUCACUAGAGUGGAACUCGCCGCUCUAUGUCAACUUUGUUGACUAUGAAAAAGCCUUCGACAGUGUUGACAGGCAAACCCUGUGGAGAUUGCUAAGGCAUUACGGGGUGCCACAGAAGAUUACUGAUAUAAUCAGAAACAUGUACGAAGGGAUAAACUGCCGAGUUAUCCAUGGCCAGCAGUUGACAGAUGCUUUCCAGGUGAAGACUGGUGUGAGACAAGGUUGCUUGCUGUCACCAUUCCUCUUCCUGUUAGCCAUUGACUGGGUGAUGAAAACAUCUACACAGCAGAAAAGGAAUGGCAUCCAAUGGACCUUGUGGGAUCAACUGGAUGAUCUUGACUUUGCUGAUGAUCUUGCACUUCUUGCACAUACCCAACAACAGAUGCAGGAGAAAACAAACAUUGUCGCAGCCACUUCUGCUAGCAUGGGUCUCAACAUUCACAAAGGGAAGAGUAAAAUCCUCAAGGUUAAUGCCACCAGUACAUCACCCAUUAUGCUUGAAGGAGAAGCCCUUGAGGAGGUGGACAGUUUUGUUUACCUUGGCAGCAUGGUAGAUAAACAAGGUGGUACAGAUGCGGACGUCAAAAUAAGGAUAGGAAAAGCAAGAGCAGCCUUCCAACAACUCAAGAAUGUUUGGGUCUCUAACAACUUAGGCAGCAAGUUAAAAGUAAGGAUUUUUAACGCUAUGGUAAAACCUGUGCUGCUAUAUGGAGCCGAGACAUGGAGAACAACGGCCGUAAACCUGACCAGAAUCCAGUCCUUCAUCAACAACUGUCUAAGAAGGAUUCUCAGAAUUCACUGGCCAGACAAAAUCAGCAACCAGGAACUGUGGCAGCGGACAAAACAGAAACCCAUUGAGGAAGAGAUUCUCCAGAAGCGGUGGAGGUGGAUUGGUCAUACACUAAGAAAACCUGCUUCUAACAUAACAAAGCAAGCCCUGAAAUGGAACCCACAGGGUAAGCGGAAAAGAGGCCGUCCAAGAAACACUUGGCGCCGAGAAUUGGAGACAGACAUCAAGAAAAUUGGCCAUGAAUGGAAGAUCCUGGAGAAGCUGGCCCAGGAUAGAGAUGCCUGGAGGUCUCUCGUAGGUGGCCUAUGCCCUUGGAGGAACCGCAGACGCCGACGAUGAUCGGUGGAUGCCCCUCAUGGACGAGAAGGCUCAACAAAAAACAACACCCCAGCUUGCUAUAGCGCUAGUACUAGACAUUCGAAACCCUAAAAUAGUGUUGAAAUAAAUAAUUCUUCUGUUUAUGUAUGAAAAAUUCUUCUAUAUUAAUCAAUACACUCCUGGUUCCAUCGAAUGCUCUAAAAUGAAUGCUUUUCUUCUCACAAAGAUUGUUUUUUUGUUGUUUUUUUAAUCCAGGAGAGACUUGGAUUGGUGUGUUCAGCAGACUGAACUGCUACCCAGUGCGCACCUUCCUGAUCAACGGCCGCAACAACGAGACACUGACCACCCGCAUCUACGACCUCGUCCAGGGAAUCGUUGAUCCUGAACUGUUCAUCCCUCCCCAGGAAUGUCUGCAAGCUCCCAAGACCGAGUCCAGCAGCCUGGUUCAAAAACUCAGAUCUAUCUACACACGCCAGUUUUAAGAAGCUUUGUGUUGUCAGAGAACUUUGAGUGCAUUUACAAUGUAUCCUGUUCCCAUGUCAAGUCCUAGACAAAAUACUCUUGUAAAGUUGGUGAUCAAGUAUACUCAAACUAAAUGACUUGUUGCUUCAAACUUGUUAAUUGUUUGCAGUAAAUUUAUAGCUUUUAAAAUGGUUUUUUAUUUCAGAUGUAAAUUCUCUCCCCUUUAUCUUGUCAAAUAUCCAAAUUAAAACAGUUCAUUAGCUUUUACCUAAAGCCAUAGAACCUACAACUCCUAAUUUUGAUCUUAUACUUAGGUGUGUAAUGUUUUUAAUUGCUUAACCUAUAGUUUGAAAUGGCAGAUACUUUGUAAAACAUGAACCUCUGUAAAAAAAAACAAAAAAAAAAAAACAACAGAAAAACAUUUUCAAACAAGCUACUGUAAAUAAUCUCAUAAAAAUAUAUUCAACUCAAGAAAAAUAGUUUAGGGGUGUAAUGUUUUUAAUUGCUUAACCUAUAGUUUGAAAGGGCAGAUACUUUGUAAAACAUGAACCUCUGUAAAAAAAAACAAAAAAAAAAAAAACAACAGAAAAACAUUUUCAAACAAGCUACUGUAAAUAAUCUCAUAAAAAUAUAUUCAACUCAAGAAAAAUAGUUUUUAUUUAUUCAUUAAAGGAAAUAUCAAUAUCCAAACAUUAAAUUAAAAAAUAUUUAACAUUUAGUUUUCAAAUGAAAAAAUACUGUUAAAAAUGCUAGCCAUUAAAAAACUGAAGAG
Molecule: messenger RNA, 5941 nt
Organism: Lymnaea stagnalis (great pond snail)
Lineage: Eukaryota; Metazoa; Mollusca; Gastropoda; Lymnaeidae
Source: the annotation of a GenBank genome assembly